Torulaspora delbrueckii is the source of this 1665-nucleotide messenger RNA. RefSeq names its product malate synthase MLS1 (gene MLS1). Gene Ontology annotation, cellular component: cytoplasm; peroxisomal matrix. The transcript has a single exon. Bases 1 to 1665 code for a protein of 554 amino acids. NCBI's taxonomy places the organism in Eukaryota, Fungi, Ascomycota, Saccharomycetes, Saccharomycetales, Saccharomycetaceae. The record is from RefSeq and is a predicted model, not a curated record. Gene Ontology annotation, molecular function: malate synthase activity. Gene Ontology annotation, biological process: glyoxylate cycle.
AUGGUAAAAGUCAGUUUGGACAACGUUAAACUACUAGUGGAUAUCGAUCGUGAGCCCCAGUUCACUCCUUCCAAGACUACAGUGGCUGAUAUCUUGACUAAAGAAGCUUUGGAGUUUGUUGUUUUGUUGCAUAGAACUUUCAACGGCAGACGUAAGCAAUUGCUAGAGAAUCGUCAAACUGUGCAGAAGAAAUUGGAUUCUGGUUCAUAUAAGUUGGAUUUUUUGCCAGAGACGGCGAAGAUUAGAGAUGACCCAACUUGGCAAGGAAAUAUCUUGGCCCCUGGUUUGAUUGACCGUUCUACGGAGAUCACGGGACCACCUGUGAGAAACAUGUUGGUCAAUGCGUUGAACGCGCCUGUGACUACUUAUAUGACCGAUUUUGAAGAUUCUGCUUCUCCAACUUGGAAUAAUCAGAUUUACGGUCAAGUUAAUUUGUACGAUGCCGUACGUGAUCAAAUUGACUUUAGUACCCCAAAGAAACAGUACAAGUUGAAUGGUUCUAUCCGCGAUUUACCCACGUUGAUUGUGAGGCCUCGUGGUUGGCAUAUGGUUGAGAAGCAUCUGUAUGUCGACGAUGAACCUAUCAGUGCUUCUAUGUUUGAUUUUGGUCUAUAUUUCUUCCACAAUGCUCAUAAACUAAUUGAAAUCGGUAAGGGUCCUUACUUUUAUUUGCCCAAGAUGGAACAUCAUUUGGAAGCCAAAUUGUGGAAUGAUAUCUUUAACGUGUCACAGGAUUACAUCGGUAUGCCUCGUGGUACGAUUAGAGCUACGGUUUUGAUUGAAACUUUGCCAGCUGCUUUCCAAAUGGAAGAAAUUAUCUACCAAUUGAGGCAACACUCUAGUGGUCUAAACUGUGGUCGUUGGGAUUACAUUUUCUCGACUAUUAAACGUUUGAGAAACCUACCAGGCCAUGUGCUACCGGACCGUGAUCAAGUCACCAUGACUUCGCCUUUCAUGAACGCUUACGUGAAAAGACUAAUUAACACUUGUCAUCGUCGUGGUGUGCACGCCAUGGGUGGUAUGGCUGCUCAAAUUCCAAUCAAGGAUGACCCUGUGGCUAACGAAAAGGCAAUGACGAAGGUUCGUAAGGAUAAGAUUCGUGAAUUGACCAAUGGUCAUGAUGGUUCGUGGGUCGCUCACCCAGCAUUGGCUCCAAUUUGUAACGAAGUUUUUGUUAACAUGGGUACUCGCAACCAAAUUCAUUUUGUUCCUGACGUCAAAGUCAGCGCACAGGAUUUGGUUAACACUACUAUCGAAGGUGGUAAAGUUACCACCGAAGGUAUCAUUCAGAACCUAGAUAUCGGUCUACAAUACAUGGAAGCUUGGUUAAGAGGUUCUGGUUGUGUUCCAAUCAAUAAUUUGAUGGAAGAUGCUGCUACUGCUGAAGUGUCUCGUUGUCAACUACAUCAAUGGGUUAAGCACGGUGUCACUUUGAGCGAUACCGGUGAACGUGUCACCCCUCAACUAACUGCAAAGAUUCUAAAGGAACAAGUUGAUAGAUUAUCAGCUUCUAGUCUUGUUGGAUCCAGGAAUAAGUUCGCUCUCGCAGCCAAAUACUUUUUGCCAGAAAUAACAGGAGAAAAAUUCAGUGAAUUUCUAACUACACUGCUUUAUGACGAGAUUGUUACCGUCAAGGAUAAGCCAACCGAUCUAAGCAAGCUCUAA